Molecule: messenger RNA, 5088 nt
Organism: Limanda limanda (common dab)
Lineage: Eukaryota; Metazoa; Chordata; Actinopteri; Pleuronectiformes; Pleuronectidae
Gene: adgrl3.1
Product: adhesion G protein-coupled receptor L3.1
Exons: 25
Coding region: 13-4659 (1548 amino acids)
Biological process (GO): brain development; cell surface receptor signaling pathway; adenylate cyclase-activating G protein-coupled receptor signaling pathway
Cellular component (GO): membrane; glutamatergic synapse; cell-cell junction
Molecular function (GO): carbohydrate binding; G protein-coupled receptor activity
Source: RefSeq, a predicted model, not a curated record
CCCUCAGACGUCAUGUGGAUCAGAUGCCUGCUCUGCGUCGCCACUUUGCUCGCCUCCGGUAAGAUAUUCCAUGGCCGCGCCCCCGUCCCCAUGGCAGUGGUGCGCAGGGAGCUGUCCUGUGAGUCCUACCCCAUCGAGCUGCGCUGCCCCGGCACCGACGUCAUCAUGAUCGAGAGCGCCAACUACGGCCGCACCGAUGACAAGAUCUGCGACUCCGACCCGGCGCAGAUGGAGAACACGCGGUGCUACCUGCCCGACGCGUACAAGAUCAUGUCUCUCAGAUGCAACAACCGCACCCAGUGUGCCGUGGUGGCUGGGCCUGAUGUCUUCCCGGACCCCUGCCCCGGCACAUACAAAUACCUGGAGGUCCAGUAUGAGUGUGUCCCUUACAAAGUGGAACAAAAAGUAUUUCUGUGUCCUGGCAUUCUGCGAGGGGUGUACCAAAGCGAACAUCUCUUCGAGUCCGACCACCAGUCCGGUGCGUGGUGCAAAGACCCGUUACAGGCCUCAGACAAGAUCUACUACAUGCCCUGGACACCAUACCGCACAGACACGCUGACAGAGUACUCGUCGAAAGAGGACUUCAUCGCAGGCCGUCCCACCACCACCUACAAACUCCCACAUCGCGUGGACGGGACUGGCUUCGUGGUGUACGAUGGCGCGCUCUUCUUCAACAAGGAGCGCACACGUAACAUUGUAAAGUUUGACUUGCGUACGCGCAUCAAGAGCGGUGAGGCUAUAAUCGCCAAUGCCAACUACCACGACACCUCGCCCUACCGCUGGGGCGGCAAGUCGGACAUCGACCUCGCCGUGGACGAGAACGGACUGUGGGUCAUCUACGCAACGGAGCAGAACAACGGGCGCAUCGUGGUGAGCCAGCUCAACCCCUACACGCUGCGUAUCGAAGGCUCCUGGGACACCACCUACGACAAACGCUCCGCCUCCAACGCCUUCAUGAUCUGCGGAGUCCUGUACGUCGUCAAGACCGUCUACGAAGACGACGACAACGAGGGGACCGGGAACAAGAUAGACUACAUGUACAACACCGACAAGAGCAAGGAGAUGACCGUUAACAUACCCUUUCCCAACUCCUACCAGUACAUUGCUGCAGUGGAUUACAACCCGAGAGACAACCUGCUGUACGUGUGGAAUAACUACCAUGUGGUCAAGUACUCGCUGGACUUCGGCAACAACGCGUCUUCCACAGCCUCCUCGGUGAUGCCCGUGAUAAAUGAAUCACAUCACAAGACCUUUUAUCAUCUAAAUGUUGCAGAAGGCCGCACCACCACCACUCGUUCUCCUCCCUACUACACCACCCCAAGGCCCCUCCUUACCACCUCCCCUGGCCAGCGGUACCGCACCACGACAACGAUUCGCCAGCCCAUCCUGGUUCCUGUCGGCGGCUCGUCAUCGGACACCAACCAGAUUCCUGACACCAACCAGAAAGCCGGACGCAAUCCAGCGGUGCAGGUCCCUCCUGCAGCCCCCCAGCCUCCUGCCCUGCCUCCUCAAGACUUCUGCAGUCCAAGGUUGACAGCCGACAUAUCGUGGCCUCGGACUCAGCAAGGCCAGAUGGCCAAGCAGCCCUGCCCUGUAGGGACACUGGGUGUGGCCACAUACGUGUGCCUGGCCCACUUGGGCUACUGGGAUCCCCAAGGCCCCGACCUCAGCAACUGCACGUCACCCUGGGUCAACCACAUCAUGCAGAAACUUCGUUCGGGUGAGACGGCUGCCAUCGUUGCCCGGGAGUUGGCGGAGCAGACCAAAGGGCUCCUGCGGCCGGGCGACGUGCCGUCCACGGUGCGGGCCAUGGCCCAGCUGGUUGAACUGCUUGACGUCCAGCUCAGGAACCUCACCCCCGGGGGCAAGGACAGCGCAGCCCGCAGCCUCACCAAGCUUCAGAAGAGAGAAAGGUCCUGCAGGUUUUUCACACAGGCCAUGGUGGAGACGGUGAAUAAUCUGCUGCAGCCACGGGCCCAGUCAGCGUGGAGGGAGCUGUCCACCAGCGAGCAGCUGCACUCGGCCACUCUGCUCCUCGACACUGUGGAGACCGGCGCUUUCAUGUUGGCUGACAACCUCCUCAAGACGGACACGGUGCAGGAGACCACUGACAACAUCCAGUUGGAAGUGGCCAGGCUGAGCACGGAGGGGAACCUCGCAGACCUGACGUUCCCUCAGUCUGAGCUACAUGGAAACUCCAUCCAGCUGUCAGCCAGCACUCUCAAACAGCACGGCAGAAACGGGGAGAUCAGGAUGGCGUUUGUCCUGUACAGGAACUUGGGCGCCUACCUGUCGACGGAGAACGCCAGCGUCAGGCUGAGCAGUGAGGCGGUCUACCCUAAUUACUCUGUGAUCGUCAACUCCCCGGUCAUCACGGCAUCCAUUAACAAGGAGAGCAAUAAGGUUUACCUGUCUGAGCCCGUGGUCUUCACUGUCAAACACCUGCAGCAUUCGGAAGAAAACUUCAAUCCCAACUGUUCGUUCUGGAGCUACUCCAAACGCACCAUGAUGGGAAUCUGGUCGACGCAGGACUGUCGUCUGCUGGGCACCAAUCGCACACACACCAGCUGCUCCUGCACACACCUCACCAGCUUUGCGGUGCUUAUGGCCCACGUGGAGGUCAAGAAAGCGGACAGCAUGCACGACCUGCUCCUGGACGUGAUCACGUGGGUGGGGAUCCUGCUGUCGCUGGUUUGUUUGCUCAUCUGCAUCUUCACCUUCUGCUUCUUCCGCGGGCUGCAGAGCGACCGCAACACCAUCCACAAGAACCUCUGCAUCAGCCUCUUCAUCGCCGAGUCACUGUUCCUGGUCGGGAUCAACAGGGCCGACCAGCCGAUUGCCUGUGCAGUCUUCGCGGCCCUGCUCCAUUUCUUCUUCUUGGCAGCCUUCACUUGGAUGUUCCUGGAAGGGGUGCAGCUCUACAUCAUGCUGGUGGAGGUGUUUGAGAGCGAACACUCCAGGACUAAGUACUUCUACCUGGCAGGAUACGGAGUACCUGCCAUCAUCGUGGCUGUCUCCGCCGCGGUGGACUACAGGAGCUACGGCACUGACCGAGUGUGCUGGCUGCGAUUGGAUACAUACUUUAUCUGGAGUUUCAUUGGCCCUGCUACUCUCAUCAUCAUGCUGAACGUAAUCUUCCUCGGUAUCGCUCUUUAUAAGAUGUUCCACCAUACGGCCAUUCUCAAACCAGACUCUGGAUGUCUGGACAACAUCAAGUCCUGGGUGAUCGGUGCCAUAGCUCUGCUGUGCCUGCUGGGCCUGACCUGGGCGUUCGGCCUAAUGUACAUCAACGAGAGCACCGUGAUCAUGGCCUACCUUUUCACCAUCUUCAACUCGCUGCAGGGGAUGUUCAUCUUCAUCUUCCACUGCAUACUGCAGAAGAAGGUGCGUAAAGAGUACGGCAAAUGUCUGCGCACUCACUGCUGCAGCGGCAAGAGCGUGGAGACGUCCAUCUCCUCGUCCAGUAAGACCACCACCUCGCGGACCCCCGGCCGCUACUCCACAGGCUCACAGAGUCGUAUCAGGCGGAUGUGGAAUGACACUGUGAGGAAACAGGAGUCCUCCUUCAUCACUGGAGACAUCAACAGCUCUGCCACGCUCAACAGAGGAGCCAUGGCUAAUCAUCUUAUAACUAAUGCUCUCCUUCGUCCCCAUGGUACUAACAAUCCUUAUAACACUCUCCUGGGGGACUCGGCAGUCUAUAAUAACCCAGCCGUGGGCAUGUACAACACCCAAGCACCUUACCGGGACACAAAGGGCAUCCUGAACAACGCAAGAGACUCCAGCGUGAUGGAUACACUUCCUCUCAACGGUAACCAUGCCAACAACUACACCAUGGCCAGCAGCGAAUACUUGAGUGACUGCGUCCAGAUUCUAGACCGAAGCGGUGGAUACGGCACCCACAGCAACCACAAGGAGACGACCCUGGAGAAGAAGAUCCUCAAGGAGCUGACCUCCAACUACAUCCCGUCCUACCUCAAUAACCACGAGAGGUCCACCACCGAGCGCAACCACAACCUGAUGAACAAGCUGGUCAACAGCAGCAUGGCGAACGGAGUCAGUGGCUGUUUGGGCAGCGGUAAAGAGGACAAUGGGCCCAUGGUGCUGGACAACCCUGCAGCCUUCCCCCACGAGGAGAACCUGGGAUUGGAGAUUAUCAGAGAGGAGUUCAACGCUCCUCUCCUGCCGCCACGGCCCCCGCCGCCCGACAGCCACCCGCCACCGCCGCCUCCCCCCCACAGCUUCUCAAGGCCCCGGCGCAUUCCCCAGGAAACCAGCGAAAGCUUCUUCCCCCUACUGACCAACGAGCACACCGAUGAGCAGACGCACUCGCCCAACCACAGAGACUCGCUCUACACCAGCAUGCCGGUGCUAACGGACCUCCCGGAUGGGCAGAUGAACGGCCUUACAGACGGAGAGGAAGAGAGCUCGGGGGAGCUGCAGCCCUGUAAGAGUGCUACGGCGCCCGAGCUGGAUGACGUCUACUAUAAGAGCAUGCCAAACCUGGGCUCCAGGAAUCACCUUCACGAGCUGCAGACCUACUACCACAUGGGCCGCGGUGGCAGUGAUGGAUACAUGGUGUCCGGGAACAAAGAGGAGUCUGAUUCAUCACCCGAGGAGCCGCCCGUAGACCCCUCCCACCUGGUAACCAGUCUAUAGAGCCAAUAAAGAGACUUGUUUUUUUCCCCCUCCCCAGUCCACUCACAUUUCCAACCUCCCAAUGAAAACAUUCUGUGUUGUUGACUGACAGACUGAGCUGGCCCGCCCCUGGAUUGACGUACUGUGUGUUUGUGUGACAUAAAACUAUGGUUCAUGACAAUACGGUUGAGAUAUCGCUGGUCAUAUCAAAAGCAGGGACUGAAUGUAUUGUCAUCAAUGGAGCACACUGAGAGCCUGGGCGGUUCUGAGAGACUUUGUGAACAUCGACGAGAAUUGGAAAGGAAGUGGGGGGGGCUCUGUAAUUUUACCCCACCUGUGACUUUAAUUUGGGAUCUUGGAUUGACCGUAGCCCUACAAGUUCCUCAAUAUGGAACUCUAGCAGAUCAUAGCGUAUAGUCUCCACUACCACCACUACAGGGGCAUGACCCC